Cordyceps militaris CM01 is the source of this 1578-nucleotide messenger RNA. Its product is annotated as RNA recognition protein, RNP-1. The transcript has 5 exons. The record is from RefSeq and is a predicted model, not a curated record. Gene Ontology annotation, molecular function: RNA binding. The coding region runs from base 1 to 1578 and encodes 525 amino acids. NCBI's taxonomy places the organism in Eukaryota, Fungi, Ascomycota, Sordariomycetes, Hypocreales, Cordycipitaceae.
AUGGCUGAAUCGGAAAACUUUGAGGAGGAUCUCUUUGCAGACCUUUAUGAGGAUGGCGACGCUCCCAAAGGUGCAACUGGCCCUCAACCCCCCAAACCGGCCGAACCUGUUGCUCCCAGUGCGCCAGCACCGCAGACUACUGCAGCCGAAUCAUCAAACAAUCAAGGCGGCAAUGCCAUGGAUGAAGGAGACGAUGACGACGACGACGAUGUCGACUUCAACCUCGGUGGUGGUGCUGGAGCCCCCACAUCCAACAGCUAUGCUCCUCCAGAACCAGAGCAUGAGCUAGAAUCGGCGGCUCCCGCGUUCGGUACAGUGCACAAGGCCAGCGCCAAAGAUGAUGGCAAAAUGUUCAUUGGUGGCCUGAAUUGGGAAACUACUGAUCAGUCCUUGCGUGACUACUUUUCUCAGUUCGGCGAAGUCGUCGAAUGUACUGUCAUGCGUGACAGCAACACAGGGAGAUCUCGAGGUUUCGGUUUCCUGACAUUCAAGGAUGCCAAGACCGUCAACAUCGUCAUGGUCAAGGAGCAUUAUCUCGAUGGCAAAAUUAUUGAUCCCAAGCGGGCUAUUCCUCGCGAUGAGCAGGAGAAGACGAGCAAGAUCUUUGUUGGUGGCGUCAGCCAAGACACGACGGAUCAAGAAUUCCGAGAGUUUUUUGCGCAGUUCGGCCGUGUUAUCGACGCCACGCUCAUGAUGGACAAGGACACUGGGCGACCUAGAGGUUUUGGAUUCGUCACGUUCGAAAGUGAAGCUGGCGUCGACGCAUGCAUCAAUAUCCCUCUCGAAAUCCAUGGCAAGCCCAUUGAAGUGAAACGCGCGCAGCCUCGCGGUAAUCUGCGUGAAGAAGAGGACGCAGCUAAGCGCAACAAGUUCAAAAAGGGAGAUGAUCAAGGACAAGGCAUGCAGCAAAUGGGCAACAGCGGCAUGACCCCUCAAGUCAUGGCACAGUACUUUCAGCGCAUGCAACAGUACUUUACCAUGAUGCAGUCGCAGAUGGCCAUGAACCGCGGCAUGAACAACAUGAACCCCGCCAUGUGGCAGAACAUGAUGCAGAUGCAACAGAUGCAGCAGAUGAUGGGCCGUGGCGGUGGUGGUCAAGGGGGCUCAAACAUGAUGGCCAACAUGAACCCCCAAAUGAUGCAGCAGAUGCAGCAGCAGAUGAUGCAACAGCAGCAGCAACAACAUCAACAACAGCAGCAAGGCAGCGCUAGCCCCACCAGCCAGAGCAAUGGAGGUGGCGGCGGCUCCCAAGGCGGCUUCGAUGGCAACAAUUUUGACCAGUUCCAGCAACAGCCCCCGCAGGGCCCUGGUGGUGCUCGUCGCGGUGGGCGUGGUGGCUUUGGCGGCCAAGGAGGAUACGGCGGCAUGGGCGGCGGCCACCAGGGGGGCAAUGCAACAUCCUGGGAGGGCAUGUAUGAUGACCCUCAGCCAGGUGGCUAUGGCCGAGGCGGUCACGAUGCUCCUCCGGCCAAUGCACCCACCGGACCCAAGAACCCAGGCCGCGGCGGCAGUGGCGGCAACUAUCGCGGUGGCGGCCGUGGUGGCGGCAGAGGGGGUUUCCACCCGUAUGCGAGGUAA